Molecule: messenger RNA, 642 nt
Organism: Melampsora larici-populina 98AG31
Lineage: Eukaryota; Fungi; Basidiomycota; Pucciniomycetes; Pucciniales; Melampsoraceae
Exons: 7
Coding region: 1-642 (213 amino acids)
Source: RefSeq, a predicted model, not a curated record
AUGCAAGUAAUUCGUGUUGCCAUCAAUCUUGCAUCUUUUCCAGGAUCGAGAAAUAAGAGCUAUCCAGUGAUACCGCAAGAACAAGAUGUCUUGGUAAAAUGGAUAAUGCCUAUAAGACAUUUCCCACUCAUCGCAGGAGGAAUUGGCUGCAUUCAUUGGUUGCGGGGUCUUUUGAGAACAUUUUUUGGUUGUUUACAUCUUCCGGUUCAACUUCUUAGUCUACCAAGAAGGAUUAUCAGUGCUGCCGUCUCCAUGGACAAUCCAAUUGCCGAGAUUAAGGACGUUGUGCGAUCCAUAACUGAACCCUACGAAGCAACUACCCUAGCCAAAAAUGUGGAAAAGUACUUUACUGCUGAUGCAUAUAUCCUUCACCCAGCAUUCAAUCAACCGCAUACAGUAAAUGGAAGGGACGAUCUAGUUGGUAUCUACAAAAUGCUGUGCGCGUAUCUGAGAAAAUGUAGCGAUGGCAAGUAUCGGAUCUGGAGGCAGCACGAUAACUUAGCCACUGAUCUGGCCAUGAGUGGAGUUAGCGAUGAUAUACCGGGUUUGUCUUUUGUGAGCAAUGUGAUUAAAAGCACUCUAGGCGUGAUCACAGGAAAACUUGGAAGGUUUUUGCUCAGUCGCGGGUGGUUGGGUCCAUGA